CACUUAAUAUCUCUCCCUCCCUUUCUCCUUCACAUAACAGCUCUCUAACUAACACUCUCUCUCUUCUUUAACUACCAACAAUAAUGAAAAGUCCCCACUCCGCCUACGGUGGUCGGAGAGCCAAGUCUGUCGCACGGUCAACGCCGGAUCGCUUCCAAUACUCAUCCACCUCAGCAUACUCCGAUGCUUCCACCGUGAAAAAGCACCAGAAUCCUCUGUUUUUAGCUGCUAAAUCCUUAGCCGGAGUAUUCAUCUCCUGUUUUACACCGCCUGAGCCAGUCAGCACCACCACCUCCGAUCAUUUCAACGACUCUGAAGACUUUAAACCUCCUUCAGUGGUUUCAGAUGGUGGUAGAGAUAGAAGGAAAAGUUCAGGUAGAGGAACAAUUUACGGCGGAAGUCCACGGAAUUCGACAAGCGGAAAGGAGCCGGGGAGUCUCAGAUUUACAAUGGAGGAAAUUUAUAAAGCUACAAAGAAUUUUUCACCUGCCCUCAAGGUUGGACAAGGUGGGUUUGGCACAGUUUAUAAGGGUAGGCUUGAAGAUGGUACAUUUGUUGCUAUCAAGCGUGCCAAGAAGAGUGUGUAUGAGAAACAUUUAGGUGUGGAGUUUCAGAGUGAGAUACAAACGCUAGCACAAGUGGAGCAUUUGAAUUUGGUGAAGUUGUACGGGUUCUUGGAACAUGGAGAAGAAAGAAUUAUUGUUGUGGAGUAUGUUUCGAAUGGAACUCUAAGAGAUCACUUGGAAUGCAUGCACGGAAACGUUCUUCCUCUGGCUACGCGUCUAGAUAUUGUAAUAGAUGUGGCUCAUGCAAUUACCUAUCUUCACACAUACGCAGAUCACCCAAUUAUUCACAGGGAUAUUAAAUCAUCCAACAUUCUUCUCACGGAAAGUUUUCGAGCUAAGGUAGCGGAUUUUGGUUUUGCUAGAAUGGCAGCUGAUAGUGAUUCAGGUGCCACGCAUGUGUCUACUCAAGUUAAAGGGACUGCUGGCUACUUGGAUCCUGAAUAUCUCAAGACCUAUCAACUCACUGACAAGAGUGAUGUUUAUUCAUUUGGUGUCUUACUUGUUGAAAUAGUAACCGGCAGACGACCCAUCGAACCAAAACGGGAACUCAAGGAACGCAUAACUACUAGAUGGGCUAUGCAGAAAUUUUCCGAGGGAUACGCAGUAUCAACAAUGGACCCAAGGCUGGAUCGAACUCCUGCGAAUAACUUGCUACUCGAGAAGAUUCUCGAAUUAGCCUUACAAUGCUUAGCACCACGCAGGCAGAGCCGGCCAAGCAUGAAGUAUUGUGUAGAAAUUUUAUGGCGCAUUCGUAAAGAUUGCCAAGAAAUUGCAGGUUCAGAUUUUCGUAUGUUUUCCUCAAACUCGAGCGGCCCUAUCAUUAGGGAAGAAUAAGAAAUAAGACAUGAACUUAAAUUCGCAUAUAUGAAGUUAAACUCUGCAUCAGAAAUUGGAAUAAGUAACAACUAAAACUCUAAGUUGGCUGCUUUCUGAUAGAUGCAACUGAUAUAAAAGUGACAAUGCAGGCUCAGUAUAUGUAAAGGAGCCAAAUUUUUCCCAUCCGUUAGUGAAUUGAGCUGUACAUAGAAAUAUGAUUAUAUGUUCAUAAAUUGUAUCUGAUUCUUUUUCCUCUUCGACUCAUGGAAUGGUCUAUAUUUUUUUAGUAAAUGCAUUCACAUAGAAGGAUUUACAUCUCA
This is a messenger RNA of Mercurialis annua (annual mercury), 1702 nucleotides long. Its product is annotated as calmodulin-binding receptor-like cytoplasmic kinase 2. The transcript has 6 exons. The record is from RefSeq and is a predicted model, not a curated record. Gene Ontology annotation, biological process: protein phosphorylation. Bases 84 to 1400 code for a protein of 438 amino acids. Gene Ontology annotation, molecular function: protein kinase activity; ATP binding. Lineage: Eukaryota; Viridiplantae; Streptophyta; Magnoliopsida; Malpighiales; Euphorbiaceae.